AUGAAUGUCAAGAUAAAGUUGUUCGUUGUUCUCCUUUCGCUUGCAUACUUCUGCACUCCUGCAAUCACUGACCAGAGUGAAGAAGUAGCUAAAAUUCAAGAACUGAUUGACACAACCUCAAUUGGUUUAGAUAAGUGUGAGACUGAUGAUGUCGUCAUGUUUGCACUUCUCACUGUCAUUAUAGUGAUUAUGUUGCUCAUGCUCUACAUUUACGUUAACUCUUGGGCUACCUAUUGGAAUAUUCCUGACAAUGUUUCAGAAGAACAGCGAAAUGCUUUGGAGCAAGAAGAAGAAAGAAAGGAUCGAGAAUUCUUGCAAACGUUCCCUGUGAUCACAACCAUUGUUGUGUUGAGCAUUACUAUCAGAGAACUCAUCUAUUUCAACUUCGAAGAACUGCCCGGAAUUGGAAAGCUUCCUAAUAAAAAUACGAUGCGAGCCUAUGGCUUGUCCAUUCUCUUGAAUGCUCACCGUACCAAUUUCAAUGGAUUGGUUGCAACCAUCGUCGAACAAUUGGAAGAGUUGUUCCUUUGA
This is a messenger RNA of Caenorhabditis remanei, 531 nucleotides long. RefSeq lists its product as uncharacterized. Bases 1 to 531 code for a protein of 176 amino acids. Lineage: Eukaryota; Metazoa; Nematoda; Chromadorea; Rhabditida; Rhabditidae. The transcript has 5 exons. The record is from RefSeq and is a predicted model, not a curated record.